AGUAGCUUUGACCUGAAGAAUACUGUUGUAAAUAUGCUUCACAUCCACUUAACUUACUCUUUUUUAGUAAACUAUACAAAAUUUCCUUCAAAGGCAAACGGACAUCUAUCUCAACAAUGAUGUUCAGCUUGAUGCUGGUCCUACUGGUCCCCGUGGCGGUACAGUCCUCCCUGCAUCCAGUGGACUGUAACGAGGUGUACCAAUCAGGUUCUGGACAGAAUGGGGUUUACACUAUUUAUCCUGCAGGAUCCACCUCACCUGUCCAGGUGUUCUGUGAGAUGUCGAUGGACAGUGCAUAUCCAGGAAAGUGGACGGUGAUUCAGAAAAGACAGGAUGGAUCAGUGAACUUCCACAGGAAGUGGAAUGAGUACAAGAGUGGGUUUGGGAGCGCAGCUGGAGAGUACUGGCUGGGACUGGAGACGAUGCAUCUCCUGACUAUGAGAAAGACCUAUGAGCUGAGAGUGGACAUGGAGGACUUUGAGGGGAAGAAGGUCUAUGCUCAGUACUCCUCCUUCUCUGUUGGACCAGAGGCUGAAGGGUACCCUCUAAAGCUGGGUUCAUUCAAAGAUGGAGGAGCAGGAGAUUCCAUGACUCAUCACAGUGGUCAGAAAUUUACAACGUUAGAUAAAGACCAGGACCUUAACGACAGCAACUGUGGCCAGUUGUACUACGGGGGAUUUUGGUACAACAACUGCCAUUGGACUAAUCCCAAUGGGAUAUACGCGUGGGGGGAGUCUGCCUAUGGUGUUGGUAUCAACUGGAGAACAUGGAAAGACUUCACAUACUCCCUGAAAACAAUUACCAUGAAGAUCAGACCAGCCACUGGAUAGAAGGGAAACACCUUAACUUAUAACCAUCUCUAUUUUCCAACAGCAUUUUUAAAUCAACAUUUUUAAUAACAAUGAUUGCCAUACAAACAUAUUUCCACCACUUGCACACAUUACGUUUACCUGGGAGGGGGUCUUUAUUUCUAGGUAAGGUUUGUGUUUGUGUCUUCAGAGAGAAUUAGUGGGUGAUGCAGGACCCAGAACAUCAUCUGAUCUACAAAAAAGUGCAGCUUUGCUAUAGCAACAGAACCUGAUGUCACGGGUGUCGUAGGGUGUAGACCAAAACGCAGCGGGAAAAUGUAUACUCAUCUUCUUUUUAUUAGUGAAGAAGGAAAAACACAAACAACGUAUACAAAAAAAACUAACGAACUAGACAGUCUCGCCAGGCAAACAGAAAAACAAGAAACAAUCUCCCACAAUUCCCAAAACAAACAAACUCCUAAAUAUAGGACCUUCAAUCAGAGGCAACGAUAGACAGCUGCCUCCAAUUGAAGGCCCCAAUCCCCAUUACUAAAACAUAGAAAUACAAACGCUUAGACAGAACAUAGAAAUAAACUAACAUAGAACGAUAACCCAAAAACCACGGAAUACAUAAAUCAGAUUCCCCUCUACAUGAACACAUACUCAAACACACCCUGAACCACAUAAAACAAAUACCCUCUGCCACAGCCUGACCAAACUAUAAGAACAAAUAACCCCGUUACUGGUCAGGACGUGAAACCUGACUGCAGUGGGGACGAUGUGACUCCUACCCAUCCUCUAACUCUCUGUUUCAUACCCUAACCCACUGUCUGUCCGUAUCACACCGUAACUUACUGUCUGUCUGUUUCCUACCCUAACCCACUAUCUGUCUGUAUCAUACCCUAACCCACUGUCUGUCUGUAUCAUACCCUAACCCACUGUCUGUCUGUUUCAUACCCUAACCCACUGUCUGUCUGUAUCAUACCCUAACCCACUGUCUGUCUGUUUCCUACCCUAACCCACUGUCUGUUUCAAACCUUACCCCACUGUCUGUCUGUUUCCUACCCUAACCCACUGUCUGUCUGUUUCCUACCCUAACACACUGUCUGUCUGUUUCCUACCCUAACACACUGUCUGUCUGUUUCCUACCCUAACCCACUGUCUGUUUCCUACCCUAACCCACUUGUAGAAAAAGCCCAUGGAGUUGGUGGAAUAAUCCUUUAAUUCAUUGCCACUUACUCAGCUGGGCCAGGGGCGCUUUAAUUAGGUCAGGUGGAAAUGUCUGACAGAUCUCCACUCCAUUAAAGGAGGAAAUCACCAUCGCCUGAUCGCGCUGCUUUCUCUUCCUUCACUUUGUCAAAUCCAGAAGUUCUGUGCGUCCAUGAAUCCACGUAAGUCCACCGACUCUGUUACCUUUCAUCUGAACUAUCUGUUGCGAUCGGGAGAGUGGGCCAUCAGUUGUUGUUUUAAGUUAUUAUCGCGUGGCUUGGAGCGCACGCUUCAAACAUUUUGUCUAAUGUGAAUGGUCAAUGAUUCCGGCCCUACGGAUCAUAAUAGGACAAUUAUGCAAUUGGUAUAGUUAAUAUGUAAUGAAAUUCCGUGUACACAUGAAGACACUUGAAAGGGUGAAAUAAGUAAUUGUUUGUUGAACUGAUCGGCUCUGAUAUCCAACUAAUGGCGAUUUAUAGAUUGAAUAACCGAUCACUGUUUGUAUUAUUCUUUCAUGAUUUAAAAUAAAUAGUUACGAGCCUAAAUUACUCA
Messenger RNA from Salmo salar (Atlantic salmon), 2549 nucleotides. NCBI's taxonomy places the organism in Eukaryota, Metazoa, Chordata, Actinopteri, Salmoniformes, Salmonidae. The record is from RefSeq and is a predicted model, not a curated record.